AUGGACGAAGUGGGACCGGAUUAUUCCAAGUCGGGCUGCUACGAGUGGCUUCUGCCGUUUGCAGACCUCCAGCCUGUCUUUGAGAAGUUGGAGCUGGAGCGAGGCUUGGAGAGCUCAGUUGUCGUGGUCGGCUGCGGCACGUCGGACCUCUCCAAAGACCUCCAUCUCGCACUGGGCUUCCACCAAGUGCUGUCAAUAGACAACGACGAGGCGGUCAUCCGUCACAUGAAGGCGCGGCAUCGCGACCUCAAGGGCCUCACGUUUGCUUUGGGGGACCUCACCGUGUACAGCGAGGUGGUGGUAGACGGGAACGCCGACCUCGUGGUGGACAAGAGCACGCUGGACUGUCUACUUUGCAGCGAUGCUGCCGCUGGGCUGAUCUGUUGCGUCUAUCGCAUGCUGCGCGCAGGAGGCUUUUAUGUCGUCAUCUCCUUCCAUGACACGGACUUCUUGGUGUCCCUGCUGUCCAUGGCCUUCGACUUGAUAGGCCUCGUCGAUCUGCAACGACGAGUGGGACCCCCGGUUCGUGCACUAACGCUGCGCAAGAAAGAAAUCGAGGGCCUGGACGAGGUGUCGCCUCGCAGAGCCGUGCAGCAGCUGCGAGAGCAGCUGCGCGCUUUCGAGGCCGGGCGGCUGGAAGCCGCUCCGCUGCUCAGCUCGGAGCGGAAGCAGGCUCUGGAGGCCGCAUGGCCUCAUGACGAGACAGAUGCAAAGACCUUCCCGAUUCCUCUCUCAGUUGACGAGGCAUACGGCCUCCUUUUCACGGAUGCAGAGAAGCGCGAGUACGCGAAGGCCGACUUCCAAAGUGACCUGUCGGAUUUCCGGACGACGUCUGAAGCUGAUGCUGUGGCGGCCACGCUCCAGCUCGUGGAAAAGCUUGAGACGCUGCUCCGAAAGGAGUCGCAGACGGCUGAGAAGGGUGCCAGGGGCUCUGGCGUCAACAUCCCUGUGGGUACCAAGCCAGUGCAGACCUUGCUCCAAACCCUCGUGCGUGAGUGGGCGGCAGAAGGCCUGCAGGAGCGAAAGGCGUGCUUCGACAAGCUGCUAGGAGCUCUCGACAGCCACCUGACAAAGGCAGGUCGCGUGCUGGUCCCGGCAUGCUCCCUAGGUCGCUUGGCCUUCGAGGUCUCGUGCAGGGGGCACAGUGUGGAGGCCUGCGAGAGCCGGCUGUUGCAGUGGUUCGGCAUGGAGCUGCUACGGCAAAACGGUCAGGCGGAGGUGCUGCGACCACAGCCGUUUGCUCUCAACACCUGCAAUCGGCUGAAGUUUUCCGACAAUCACAGAGUAACGGCCAUGCCGGAUGUGACGAUCGAGGAAGGGCGACUACCUCGACAGCAUUUUGGCGAGUUCAUCACUCUCUACGACAGGUCGGAUGCCAAAGAAAGCUUCGACUGCCUCCUGACCUCUUAUGCGCUGGACCUGUGUCCAAACGUGUUCCGUUUUGUGCGCACAGCAGCUCAUGUGGUCAGACCUGGUGGUGUGCGUUUUCGUCGCUCUCCAGUCCGACGUGUCGCGCGUAUGGCGAGAGCAGGGCUCCUGGUGAAGCUUCUCGGGGAUGUGCUGGGCAAUGCCUUAACCGGCCACUACGAAAAAGGAAAGCCCACCAGCGAGGCACGAACCGCAGAGCGGAAGAAGAAUUGUUUGGAGUGCAUCACGAAACUGCUUGAAGCAGUGGUGGGUCCUGGCGACCUGUUGUCCUCCGACGUGAGAGCCGAGUUUGCUGCCGAAGCCUAUGCAGCCUGGGGCUCUUGCAAGGCGUGCAUCGCCGCUAAGCAGGCCAAGUUGCCACAGAAAGGCACCGAUUUUGCGAAGUACAACGAGAACGAGAUCGAGCACGACUUCACGACCUCGGGCCCUUUCCGAGCCUUUGCACAUGCAAUCGUGAAUCGUCAGCAGAAGCUUGAUGAGGGUUUCUUUCAGGCUUUCGUGGAGCGCUUGAAGCAAUUUGUGGGUGACCCGAAGCUGGGAGAUGACGACUUCCAGGCCAUGGCUAUUGAGCUCAACACCAUCGCAGCCCUCUGUGCCGGAGUUCGCGCUUUCUGCGCCGCCACCGGCUACGAGGCACCCCCUCUUCCGGCAAAGCCAAACCCUUGCAAGCCUGGCCGCUUCCUGCGGGUCUCGGACUAUUCGACAGGCCCCUUGCAAACUAACAGGGUCAUUGCUUGGGUGCCGACCCUUCCGGCAUCACAGCUUCGCAAGGAUGUGCCCGAGCGCUUCGGCAUCGAUGCAUCCAUGUGGGCUUUUGCAGGGGCGAACCCGCACGGCCCGACCUCAAAAGCCAGUGCCGCACCCCUAACAUGUUGGGAGUUCCUCAAAAUCAUGGAUGUAAUGUAUGUGCCCUUCCAGGAUGCCCCGCGAUUCCUCAAGGUACCAGGCAAGGAUCGCACGCUGAAUCGCGGCCAGUUGGAGGUUGCAGCUGCUGACUACACCUCUGGGAAGGCCUGCAACUUCUGA
This is a messenger RNA of Symbiodinium sp. CCMP2592, 2454 nucleotides long. Lineage: Eukaryota; Dinophyceae; Suessiales; Symbiodiniaceae. The record is from the annotation of a GenBank genome assembly.